AUGCGGGAGACAAACAGAACAGAAGUACUCAAAUACAGCUUGGACCGAUAUGCCACGAGCUCAGCCAAGUUGAAAACGGUGUUGCCAGCGUGCGCUGAAACCCACAACGCUACCGCCUUUUUCAUAUUCAGAAUCGACGGCCACACGGUCUACUUGCAAAGUAUCGAUGGUGUGAGCCUGAGGGAUAUUAACGAGCUCGAGAUGGAUCAAAGGGACAAUGAAAGAGUUGCAAAGGCUUAUGCCUUCAUCAAUUGUAUACUGGACAGUGAUGCCGAAUUUCUGUAUGUUCUUACAGGAUACUCGACUCAAGAUGAUGAUGAUGAUGAUGCGAUAAACGAUACUCCAGAAAGCUGGGCCCAGGCCGCUGAGAGAGCAGCAGAUUCGUACUUUCGAAUGCAGCAGUAUAUGAACCAUCAUCAUCCGAAAUUGUGCAUUCCCCGUGACUCCCUUUGA
Candidozyma pseudohaemuli is the source of this 453-nucleotide messenger RNA. RefSeq lists its product as uncharacterized. The coding region runs from base 1 to 453 and encodes 150 amino acids. The transcript has a single exon. The record is from RefSeq and is a predicted model, not a curated record. Lineage: Eukaryota; Fungi; Ascomycota; Pichiomycetes; Serinales; Metschnikowiaceae.